Rhea pennata is the source of this 2724-nucleotide messenger RNA. It is a transcript of the gene PRSS56, whose product is annotated as serine protease 56. Lineage: Eukaryota; Metazoa; Chordata; Aves; Rheiformes; Rheidae. Gene Ontology annotation, biological process: proteolysis. The coding region runs from base 1 to 2436 and encodes 811 amino acids. The record is from RefSeq and is a predicted model, not a curated record. Gene Ontology annotation, molecular function: serine-type endopeptidase activity. The transcript is spliced from 17 exons.
AUGGAGCGAAGCUCCAAGAGGAUGGAGCCGGCUCUCCCCACAGCCCGCCCCGGUGCCCACCUGCGGCCCCCCGUGCUCCUGCCUCUCCUGCAGCUCCUGCAGCUGGCGGGGGGCGCCCCCCUGAGCCCGGCGCUGUACCCCAUGCCGCCCGGUGUCCUGCAAGCACUGUCGAGCCGGGGGACGCUGGUGCUGGAGGCGGCGCUGAGGAGUGCCCUGCUGGCACUGGAGGGGGCCCUGGCAGAGCACCAGCGGCAGCGGGGCGCCUGUGGACUCUGUGCCCCCUGCCUCUUCUCACCUUGCGCCAACCUCACCAGCCACUGCCCACCACCGGCCGUGCCCCCUGCCAUGCCCCCCAGCUGCCAAGUCCUGCUCGACGCCCAGGCGCUGCCCGAGCUGCCCCAGCGCAACUGGGCGCUGAGCCAGGCGUGUGCCCCCUACCAGCGCCUGUGCCCGCCCGAGGGGGCCCAGGGGGCUGCCUGCGCCCUGCUCAGCGCCGGGCACUGCCGCCGCCGCCUCCAGGAGUGCCGGCUGGCGGCCGCGGCCCCGGGCCCCGAGGCGCCGGCGGAGGCGGCGACGCCAGGGAGCUGCGGGCGCCGCGCGGGCCCCCGCGGCAACGCCACGGCCCCCCGAGGACGCAUCACGGGCGGCGGCGCGGCGGCGCGGGGCGCUUGGCCCUGGCUGGUGUCGGCGCGGCUGCACGGCGAGCUCGUGUGCGGAGGGGUGCUGGUGGGGCCCGCCUGGGUCCUCACCGCCGCCCACUGCUUCGCCGGGCACCAGAACGAGCUGGCGUGGACGGUGGUGGUGGGCGACCAUGAGCUGAGCAAGCCCGACGCGGGCGAGCGUGCCGUGCCCGUCCGGCGCAUCCUGCCUCACCCCAAGUUCAACCCCAAGACGUUUCACGGGGACCUGGCGCUGCUGGAGCUGGCGGCACCCCUGGCGCCGUCGCCCGCCGUGAGCCCCGUGUGCCUGCCCAGCGGCCGCACCGAGCCCGGCCCCGGCACCGCCUGCUACAUCGCCGGCUGGGGCUCCCUCUACGAAGAGGGGCCGUCGGCCGAGGUGGUGAUGGAGGCGCGGGUGCCGCUGCUCAGCCAGGAGACGUGCCGCGGCGCCCUGGGCGAGGACCUGCUCACCAGCGCCAUGUUCUGCGCCGGCUACUUGUCCGGCGGCAUCGACUCCUGCCAGGGCGACUCGGGGGGCCCGCUGGCGUGCCAGGACCCCUCCUCGCACCUCUUCGUCCUCUACGGCAUCACCUCGUGGGGCGACGGAUGCGGCGAGCGGGGCAAGCCGGGCGUCUACACCCGCGUCGCCGCCUUCGCCGACUGGAUCAGCCUCCAGAUGGACCCCUCCCACGCCAGCCGGGAACCCAGCUGCUUCGACCUGCUGGCGCUGGCCCAGCUGCCCCCCGAGCGGCAGCCGGCCGAGCGCGCCCGCCUCUGCGCCUUCUACGCCGGCGCCUGCCCGGCGCGCCUGGGCCGGGCCGCCUGCGCCAGCCUCGCCGAGGAGACGUGCCGCGCCAGGCGGCGCCGAUGCGAGCUGCACGCCUACGCCCAGACCUUGGUGGAUCUCCUGCGCCGGGCCGGGGACUUCUUCCGAAACCAGCUCGACUUCUCCUUCCUCACCCGCACCCUACCCCAGCUGGUGGGCAAGAUCUACAGGCACCUCUUCCCUGCCCGCGUCCGCAGGGACGUCCCAGGCCUGGCCGUGGUAGGGGCCCAGCCCAGCCCCAUGGCACAGGGCACCCCGGGUCCCUGGACCUUCCCCACCAGGCAGGGGGCCGGGAGGCCGCCCCACUUCGCCGGGCUCUUCCAGGCCGUGGGGCCCCGGGUACAGGACUGGGUGGAGGCGCUGAAGGCCAUGGAGGGGGGCAACCCCCUGGCACCCACCUCUGAUGGGGAGCAGCUGCCCGGGGAGACAUGGCUCUUCCUGCAGCAGGGUGAGGAGGUGGUGGAGGAGCUGGUGGGCCAGGGCAGAGCCUUCCUCACCCAGCUUCGGGCAGAGCUGGAUGUUGGCACCCCCCUCGAAGUCACAGAGCCACAACAAGUUCCUGGAGACCCAGUGGGGACCCGCGUGCCGAACCGUGGGCACCCGAGGGAGAAACGCGACCUGGUACCCAUGUUGCCUGGGGUGGAGGAGCAGGAGGCAGAUGAGGGCCGAGGCUGCCCCGGCCUCAACGAGUCAGCAGUGCGGGUCGGCGCAGUGCGAGAGCUGUACGCCUGGGUGCUGCGGGUGCCCGAGCCAGACCUGGCCAUGACCUUCCAGGAGAUCCUGGUAGACUUGGGCUCCAAGAAUGCCAAGGGGCUGUACCGAGCACAGGUGCGGGCCACAGUGGGGGGCCGCCCCACAGCUUUCGCUGGCCUCGUGGGCCUGGAGAGCGACUCGCUGGCCCGCAGCAUGCCUGGCCUGGUGGCCCUGGCACUCGAGGCCUUGAAAACCUAAUGGUGCUCGUUGUGCCCUGGGGCACCCUGCCACCACAGGGACACGGGCUGAGGUCUGUGCCCCCAGGCUCAGGCAAUUCCAUGCUCUCGUCCCACAUUGUGCCUCAGUUUCCCUCUGGCUGCCAGCACUGCCCAACCUCCCCAGGGUGAGGGAGCCUCUCGGGCAGGGACUGCAGCCCUCCUCGCCCCUGGGGCCCCUGCCUUGGCCAGACUCCUCCUCCCUCACUCCAGUUCCCCCGCGUCACCCGGGCUAUUAUUUAUUUGUACAGAAAAAGGUCUAUUUUUCAAU